AGGAAUGUCGCAUUUUUUCGGCAGGGCGUGCUGCGACUCGCUUUACGGCCGCCUCACUCGACGCUCCUCCUUUUCCUCUCCUCGCUAAGAUGGCGGCGGCCGGGACUCUCUACACCUAUCCCGAGAACUGGCGGGCAUUCAAGGCCCUAAUCGCUGCCCAGUACAGUGGUGCCAAGAUCAAGGUCCUCUCUACUCCGCCCCAGUUUCACUUCGGACAGACCAACAAGACCCCUGAGUUCUUGAAGAAGUUCCCAGUUGGGAAGGUCCCAGCCUUUGAAGGGGAUGAUGGAUUCUGUGUGUUUGAGAGCAACGCCAUUGCACACUAUGUCAGCAAUGAUGAGCUUCGAGGAGCAACCAAGGAAGCUGCAGCCCAGGUCAUCCAGUGGGUGAGCUUUGCAGACAGUGAUGUUGUCCCUCCAGCCAGCACCUGGGUCUUCCCCACACUGGGCAUCAUGCAGUAUAAUAAGCAGGCCACAGAGUUUGCCAAGGAGGAAGUAAAGCGAGUUUUGAACAUUCUCGACUCCCACUUGAAAACCAGGACUUUUCUGGUUGGGGAGCGCAUCACCCUCGCUGACAUAACGGUUGUCUGCACUCUGCUGUGGCUGUACAAACAGGUUUUGGAGCCAUCCUUCCGCCAGCCUUAUGGAAAUGUGAAUCGUUGGUUUGUGACCUGUAUCAAUCAGCCACAGUUCAAGGCUGUCCUGGGAGAAGUGAAGCUGUGCGAGAAGAUGGCACAGUUUGAUGCUAAGAAGUUUGCUGAGCAUCAGCCCAAGAAGGAUGCGCCCAAGAAGGAGAAGCAGCCCAAGGAGGAGAAGAAGUCCGAGAAGAAAGAGGAGAAGAAGCCAGAACCUGAAGAGGAAUUGGACGAGUGUGAGCAGGCUUUGGCCGCUGAGCCGAAAUCCAAAGACCCCUUUGCUGACCUCCCCAAGAGCUCCUUCAUCCUGGACGAGUUCAAGCGGAAGUACUCGAACGAAGAUACCCUGACGGUGGCGCUACCCCACUUUUGGGAGCAUUUUGAUAAAGAGGGCUGGUCCAUCUGGUACGCAGAGUAUCGCUUCCCAGAGGAGCUCACGCAGACCUUUAUGAGUUGCAAUUUAAUCACAGGCAUGUUCCAGCGCUUGGAUAAGCUGCGCAAGAAUGCCUUUGCCUCUGUCAUCCUCUUUGGCACCAACAACGCCAGCAGCAUCUCGGGCAUCUGGGUUUUCCGUGGGCAGGAGCUGGCCUUCACACUGAGCCCUGACUGGCAGGUGGAUUAUGAAUCCUACACUUGGAGGAAGCUGGACCCCAGCAGUGAGGAGUGCAAGACGCUGGUGAAGGAGUACUUCCUGUGGGAGGGAGAAUUCAAGCACGUUGGCAAGGCGUUCAACCAGGGCAAGAUCUUCAAGUGACGCAGCGGCCGGAGCUGGCCCAGAACUGUUCCCAAAACACGGACCUAUCAAGGGACAUUCCCCCCCCCCAGUGGACGCUGCCGCCACCACCACCACCACCACCAGUGGCAACAACAACUCAAGGCAGGAGGAGAGAGAGUGUGAUGUUCUAAGAUGUGAAUUAAAAUCUUGAGUGUGCUACUA
Pogona vitticeps (central bearded dragon) is the source of this 1571-nucleotide messenger RNA. RefSeq names its product eukaryotic translation elongation factor 1 gamma (gene EEF1G). Gene Ontology annotation, biological process: translational elongation. Gene Ontology annotation, molecular function: translation elongation factor activity. The record is from RefSeq and is a predicted model, not a curated record. NCBI's taxonomy places the organism in Eukaryota, Metazoa, Chordata, Lepidosauria, Squamata, Agamidae. Gene Ontology annotation, cellular component: cytoplasm; nucleus.